Symbiodinium natans is the source of this 1605-nucleotide messenger RNA. NCBI's taxonomy places the organism in Eukaryota, Dinophyceae, Suessiales, Symbiodiniaceae. The record is from the annotation of a GenBank genome assembly.
AUGUUCGUGUCUCACGAGUGGCUUAGCAGUCGGCAUCCGGAUCCCAAAGCAGAGCAGCUGACGAUUCUUCAGCAGGCCUUGAGGAAUAUUGUGUCGGGCGCCAGCCAAGUCUGCGUUCCAGUUGUGACUGAGAUCCUGUUUGGUCGCUUGCAGCGGCCUUGCGCCGACAGCAUGAAGGCCUGCAACCUCUACAUCUGGUACGACUACUUUUGCUGCCCCCAAGGCGCCUCGCAUUCUUCAAGUGUUAACCGCCAGUCAGCCAUUGACAGCAUUCCAGCUUAUGUGGCGCAGUGCUACUUCUUUGUGAUCCUGUGUCCUGCCUUCCAGCAUUUCGACCAAGACCGGACGCUGAGCCAGUCCAGUUGGGCACGCCGGGGUUGGUGUAGAUGUGAGCGCGGAGCACGUGAGCUUGCCGCACGAGAAGAUGGCUUCAUAAUUGUGAUUGAAAGUGCUAUGCACCAGACCUUGGUAUGGCUGGGGAACAGGAUGUUGGAAGCACCGGGGGAAGGGGAUUUCACUUUGGAGAUGGACAGACGCAGAGUUGGCCGCAUGAUGAUCCGCAUGAUCUGGGCCAAGUUGCUCUACCAUCUCGAACAGGCCGACUUCCACAACUACCGGUUCUUGCUGAACACGCAGAAAGCUCGGUUCUUCCGAUCUCUGGAUGAGCCCCCCAUUGACGGCUUGGUCCCCUCCAGCAACACGGAGGUCGACCCGUUCGCGGAACCCGACAAGUUUCUGAUGGACAGGUUUCUGCACCAGAAUGGCUUCCGGGACUUCUCCGAGCGUGACGCAGGUGGAUGGUCGCCCCUAUGCUUUGCAGCCCUCAAUGGCGAUCCUCUGACCCUUCGGGCGCUUUUGGCCCACCGGGCCAAUCCCAACGAUAUGACGACCAAGGCAAGAGUCAAGGAACAGCUGCCCAGAAAGACCAGGGUUCUGGGAAUUGCUGCUUUCUUCCGAAACAACGAAGCCGUGAAGUUGCUGCUGUCUGCAAGAGCCAGCGCAAAUGCCUUGGAUGAGAACUGUGGCAGCUCUCUGCAUUUUGCCUGCGCCGCCGACAAUGCGGAAGCUGUACGAUUGCUUUUUUCGGCUCGUGCUGACCCGAACCAGAAAUGCCUUCCGGGACUCAACCCGUUCCAGGUAAGUUGUGCCUGCGGCAGCAUGCGUUCCAUGAAGGAGAUCCUCACGCAGGUGCCGUCCUUGAGUUUGCGGUACAGCCUGCACUUUGCCCUGAUGUUCAGUGGCGGAGGGUCGCCCGACACCAUCUCGCAGUUGCUGCACGCCCGUGCCGACGUCAACGAGCAGUUUCGCAUCGAGAUGAAGGAGCCUAGGUGGUGGCUGAUCUUGAAUGCCACCAGCAUCUGGCAUCGAGUCAGCCCCUCCAGGCUCAGCUCACUGGCCUAUCAUCACUAUGGCGCCACGCCCCUGAUGUUCAGCAUCCUCAGUGGGUACCUCGAGGCUGCCUCGGUCCUGCUGGCUCAUGGGGCAGAGGUGGGCAUCAUGAACUACCGCAGGAAGACCGCCGCAGAGCUGUCUUCCCAGAUGCUCCUGCCCACAUGGUUGCGGGAGGCACUGGAGCCUCGAGAUCAGCAGACCUUCUCUAUCUGA